Messenger RNA from Apis dorsata (giant honeybee), 1181 nucleotides. RefSeq names its product cathepsin O-like. Gene Ontology annotation, cellular component: lysosome. Bases 16 to 1140 code for a protein of 374 amino acids. The transcript has 7 exons. Gene Ontology annotation, molecular function: cysteine-type endopeptidase activity. Lineage: Eukaryota; Metazoa; Arthropoda; Insecta; Hymenoptera; Apidae. The record is from RefSeq and is a predicted model, not a curated record.
AUAUUGAGUCAUGAAAUGAAGAUACACUUGUGUAUGCAUUUGUUGCUUUACUGUGCUUCGGAAUUAUGUCUUACUCUUGAUAUGGAGUGGAAAACAAUAGCAUUUACAAUAUUAGUUGUAAGUUUGUGUUUUUUGGCAAUACCAAUUAAGGUGGAUCCAGAUAAUAAUGAAGAUAUUAAACUUUUUCAAAAUUAUGUUGUUCGCUAUAAUAAAUCUUACAGAAAUAAUCCAUCAGAAUAUGAAGAAAGAUUUAAACACUUUCAGAGAUCGUUGCAACAUAUAGAAAGAAUGAAUAGUCUCCGAUCGUCACAAGAAAGUGCUUAUUAUGGACUCACUGAAUUUUCUGAUAUGUCGGAAAACGAAUUUCUGCUACAUACCCUCUUACCUGACUUACCAAUAAGAGGAGAAAAACACAUGAAUGCAUCGUAUCAUCGCAAGCAUCAAGUAUCUACCGAUCGAAUGAAAAGAUCAAUUAAUAUACCUUCAAGAUUCGAUUGGAGAGAUAAAGGAGUAAUAACUCCAGUACGUAGUCAAGGAUCUUGUGGUGCUUGUUGGGCUUUUAGUACUAUUGAAGUUAUUGAAUCAAUGUUUGCAAUAAAAAACGGCACUCUACAUUCUUUGAGCGUACAAGAAAUGAUUGAUUGUGCGAAAAAUAGUAAUUUUGGAUGUGAAGGAGGAGAUAUAUGCAGUUUACUCUCAUGGUUAUUAGUAUCAAAAGUUCAGAUACUUCAAGAAUCUAUUUAUCCGCUUAUAGGAAUGACGAGUACAUGUAAACUUGGAAAAAUGACAGAUAAAACAUUUGGUAUAAAAAUACAAGAUUUUACGUGUGACAGUUUCGUAGAUGCAGAGGAUGAGUUAUUGAUAGCACUGGCCACUCAUGGACCAGUAGCGGCAGCAGUAAAUGCUUUAUCCUGGCAAAACUAUUUAGGUGGAGUAAUACAAUAUCAUUGUGAUGGUUCUUUUGAUAAUCUGAAUCAUGCUGUACAAAUAAUAGGAUAUGAUAAAUCAGUUGCCGUACCACAUUAUAUUAUAAAAAAUUCAUGGGGAUCAAAUUUCGGAGAUAAAGGCUAUAUGUACAUAGGAAUAGGCAAUAAUUUAUGCGGCAUAGCAAAUCAAGUUUCAUCAUUGGAUACUUUUUAAGAUAUUUUUAUAAUUCAUUAAUAUAAAUGAAAAUACUUGAA